AAGAAUAAACUGCAGACAUUAUCACAUUCAGUUGUUUCCUCGAAUGUCCAGUAAUCCCAUACAAUUGAAAAAGUCGAUCUUGUCGAACGGUACUUUGAAGGAUGUGCCUGACUCUCGCCUUUCAACUAGAGCGUCAAGUCCCAUCGAAAAGACCGAUUCUGUCAUCAACUUAACUAAACCUUCCCUUUACAGCAUAUACAAUGAGAAUGCAGCAACUGCCCUCAACUUGGACGAUGAUGAGGAUGACUCAAGCAAUCAGCUCUACGUUCAAUCCACACGUGUUGAAGAGGUUUACGUACCCGAUCACUUGAGCAAAGGCUCAAAGCCCGUGGUGGCAAUUAAGUUUAUCCUUAAGGCAGCAGUGUUGUCGGUAUGCGCAUACACUUACAAUGAAAUAACCAGACACAUUCGCAACAAUCAUAUAAAGCUUGGUGCUCAAACGUUCCAGCCCUUGUUCUUAACUGAGCUCUUCCUCACCAAAUCAUUCCAUGCAGUUGAACCGUUGAAAGUUUUGUCCAAAAACUUCACUCCUUCGCAAAACUAUGCUACGGUUUUGGUGUUUCAAGGUAUGAUCAUGGGAUUAGUACACCCAUUUUUGGAUUUUGUUAUUCCUCCAAAACAUAACCGUCGACUCUUUUCUUCAAACCCAGAUCCCAAGAAGAGAUAUGAACCUGCCACUCUUUUCAACGAUAUUUUAAGACUGUUAAUUACCUUUUUGGGUAUAAGUUAUGCCAUUAGGAACCUUGAAUGGUCCUCAUCCUUACAAGUAUCCGUUGUUUGGUCUUUAUUAAGUCCUUGCUUGUGGUUGUUACUCGACGGAACUGUGGCAGGAUUGUUGGCCGGUUUGGUGGUCACUGUCUGGGGAUGUUUGUUUGUUUAUUCCAUGAACAGCGACUUAAUUAACAUUUACACAUCUUUCGAAUCAUCGGACUUCAUUGCUAUCUGGUUAUGGACCAGUAGCUUUUUCUUCUGUGGGAUGAUUAUCUUUGGGAAAAUCGGCAGAGCUCUAUUUUAAUACAGUAUAUAUGAACCAUAUAAAUUAAACACAAUUUGAUGGUCGUGCGUGCCUACC
Molecule: messenger RNA, 1072 nt
Organism: Yamadazyma tenuis ATCC 10573
Lineage: Eukaryota; Fungi; Ascomycota; Pichiomycetes; Serinales; Debaryomycetaceae
Source: RefSeq, a predicted model, not a curated record